GCAGCGCCCCGUCUGCUUGCCGCGGCUAUAAAUCCCACAGGAAGCGCGCGCCGACUGUGACACCGCACCACCAGUUCUGCCGGCCGGGCCAACACACCACACGCAUGGAGCAGCAGCAUGAUGACCACGGUGCCAUGUACUCCAUGGGCGCCGCUACUCCCUCCUGCUCCUCCACCUCCACCUCCUACUGGUUGGACUCGUUCCCAUCCGACUUGAGCUUCAGCAGCGGCGAGAUGCUUGACGCCGAAAGGGAGAAGCCAACAGCCUCGGCGCCGUCGUACAUCGGCGUGCGCGCGCGGCCGUGGGGGCGGUUCGCGGCGGAGAUCCGGGACUCGACGCGGGGCGGCGCGCGGGUGUGGCUGGGCACGUUCGGCACCGCCGAAGCAGCCGCGAUGGCCUACGACCAGGCGGCGCUCUCGUCACGCGGCGCCGCCACGGCGCUCAACUUCCCGCUCGAGCGCGUCGAGGAGUCGCUCCGUGCCCUCGGCGCCACAGCCACAGGCAUGGCCGGGGCCGGCUCUCCCGUGCUGGCGCUCAAACGGCGCCACUCCAAGAGAAGAAGGCGCGGCAAGGCCGAGAUAGCGAACGAUGCGGCGACAUGCCGGAGGAGUAAUAUGAUCGUGGCCAUGGACACACGGUUCAUCGUGGAGCUGGAGGACCUCGGUGCCGAAUACCUGGACGAGCUUCUCAGGAUUACGUGUAAUACAGCUUACUAGUAAAUACAACACAGUACGUAACUCGGCUGUAGCAAAGCUUGAUCACCACCCCACACAUGAGGAGCUGCAAAAACACAACCGCUCCAACUUGGAGAAGAGUUUGUGCAAUUUGGUCAACUGUUAAUCCAUCGUCAAGCGUAUGUGUGUGAACAUUUACCGGCUUGCUUUUUUUGU
Aegilops tauschii subsp. strangulata is the source of this 890-nucleotide messenger RNA. Its product is annotated as ethylene-responsive transcription factor ERF094-like. Gene Ontology annotation, biological process: regulation of DNA-templated transcription; ethylene-activated signaling pathway. NCBI's taxonomy places the organism in Eukaryota, Viridiplantae, Streptophyta, Magnoliopsida, Poales, Poaceae. Gene Ontology annotation, molecular function: DNA-binding transcription factor activity; DNA binding. The record is from RefSeq and is a predicted model, not a curated record.